UUGAGAAGAGGUAAUGAAAGAGAGUGAAGGAGAGAGCGAGAUGUAUGUGAUAGAUGGUCUAUGUGGUGUGUCAGGAGUGAGAGCUAAAAGAUAGAUGUGCGAGUGUGUGUGUGUGAGUGUGAUGGGGGGUUACUGUGUGUGUCAGUGAGCUAUGCUGCAGUGGAGGGAAGUGAGGGGCGCUGCAGUUCGUUCUGAUGGGAGUCAUUGGGGAUGUUACCUCACCACUGAGCUAUUGAGUCCACCACUUGUUUUGGAUGGGUGGUUCAGAUUGGAAGGAUAGAACCGUUGCCUGUGACACCGAGUGGCUAGCUGUGGAUCAUGAAGUGGAAUCUUUUUAAGAAGAAGCCAGAGGCCAUGGUGGGUCCUGAGCCCACAGGCUUUGGGGGCACCCAAGCACCCAACACUAUGACGAUGGCUCCUGGCCCUUCCCUCUCCACUUCAACUGACAACUCCACCGAGUCCGGACAUUCCUCUAUGGAUGAUGUCUUUGAGAAGAUUAAGAACAAGUUUCUAAAUGAGAUGAAGACCAUCCCAUUGCCUCCCUGGGCUCUGAUCGCGAUUGCUGUGGUGGCUGCUCUCCUCGUCGUCACCUGCUGCUUCUGCAUCAUCAAAAAGUGCUGUUGCAAAAAAAAGAAGAACAAGAAAGGCAAAAAGGGCAAGGAUGGCUUCAACAUGAAGAAUAUGCAGGGAGAUAAACUUCAGGAGGAUGAUGAUGAUGAAGAUGGAGAAACAGGUCUGACAGAGGAAGAGAAAGAGGAGGAGGAAAAAGAGCAGGAGAAACUGGGCAAGCUGCAGUACUCUUUGGAUUAUGACUUCCAGGACAACAAGCUGACAGUGGGGAUCUUGCAGUGUGCUGACCUGAUUUCUAUGGACUCUGGAGGAACCUCCGAUCCAUACGUUAAAGUCUUUCUCCUGCCUGACAAAAAGAAAAAGUAUGACACUAAGGUUCACAAAAAGACACUAAAUCCUGUAUUCAAUGAGACUUUCGUCUUUAAGGUCCCCUACCAGGACCUGGGAGGAAAAACUUUGGUUAUGUCUGUGUAUGACUAUGAUCGCUUCUCCAAACACGAUAUCAUUGGUGAGGUCAAGGUGCCUAUGAACACAGUGGACCUGGGUAAGCCAAUUGAAGAAUGGAAAGACCUGGACAGCGUUGAGAAAGAAGAGCCAGAGAAGCUUGGCGACAUCUGCAUAUCACUACGAUAUGUCCCCACUGCCGGCAAGCUGACUGUCUGCAUCCUGGAGGCCAAAAAUCUGAAGAAAAUGGAUGUGGGAGGACUAUCUGAUCCAUACGUAAAGAUCCAGCUGCUACAAAAUGGUAAGCGUCUGAAGAAAAAGAAGACCACAGUGAAGAAAAACACACUGAACCCGUACUACAAUGAGUCCUUCAGUUUUGAGAUCCCACUGGAGCAGAUGCAGAAAAUCCUUGUGGUGGUCACCGUCUUUGACUAUGACAAGAUCGGCAAGAACGACGCUAUUGGGAAGAUCUUUAUCGGCAGUAAGGCCAGCGGCACAGAGCUGAAGCAUUGGUCUGACAUGCUGGCCAAUCCACGUCGUCCUAUCGCCCAGUGGCACACCCUCAAAGAGGAAGAGGACAUAGAUGGCGCGCUGGCUGGUCUUUUUGCCAAGAAGUAACUUCACCUCUCUACAAACUCAACUAACCAACUAACCUCUUUCCCUAACCCAUUUAGCCCAUCCACCACUGCAUGAAAGCUGAUCUAAUACUGCCCUCGCUGACUCCAGAUAAUCCCAGCGCACAGGAUUCAAGUACUUAAACAGAACAACGUGAAAACUCCUUGUCUUUUCCGAUCUGCUCCAUCCUGUAGUACAUUAAGUAGUAGCAUGGCGAAAGAACGUGAUUUAGCGGGUCAUCUCAUGCUCCUGCAACUGAGGGAUAUUUGCACCAGUGGAGUCAUGAGGCCUCCAUAACAAGCACUGCAUUAUCAUCCAUGGCAUUUUCAUUUACUAUAGUCAGUUUACAUCAACAGACCAAAAUAAUUAAAUUAAAUAAAGUACGUAUAAAUAGAGGGCAGCUUUAAAAAAUAAAGCAGCAGUCACACCAAAUGUAGCAGUCAAACUGAGUUUUAAUAAUUCACUAAAAAAAAGGAAAUUCACUUCCACUGGUACUUUAUUUAGCUUAGUGUCAAGUUCAUCUACAUGAAGUGAACUUUUCAGGAUGUCUGCAGUUAACUUGUUAACCAGUUAAGCUUGUUAACUUUCAUAUGUCAGUUUUAAGUCAUCUGGUGAAAAAAUACAAUAUGACCUUAUUUGGCAUCCUUUAUUUUGUUUAGCAUCAGUAUCAUCAUCAGCAUCAUCAUUUUUUAAGUAAACUGUUCUCACACACUUAUCAUAUGAGCCCACCACAUUUAUAAUGUGACCUAAAUGCCAGGCAUUUUUGUGAUGUUUUCUCAUGAUUUCUCCUCAAAAAUAUAAAACACAUUGGCUUGAUUACAUACAUAUUAGACUAAUAUGUUAAAUUGUUAUUAUAAAACUGCAGUCACCAGCUUUAGUGCUGCAGUAUGGUGGCAUCUGUAAGUUCCCCAGGAGAAAAUUCACAGCCAUCAACAAAGCAGAAGUUAUGUGGGUGUGAAGAACAGUAUCCUGCCACCCAUCAUACAGAGACAACAAUGCAAAUUAUGUUUUUAAACCAGUGCUCCCACAUUUAGAGCUAAAUGGGCAACGUAAAAUAUAAAACAGGCGAGGUUUGCAUUAGUUCUGUACAUUUAAAUGAGCUAAGGUUUAAAAUGCCAUUUGUUUUGAUGUUGAUAAAAUGUUCAAUGUAGACAAUAUAAUGGUAAUAUUAAGAUAGGUAUUUAUUACAUUUGUUACAUUUGUUUAAUUUUAUUUCAUUUAAACACAGCAGACAUCCUGAUGAUAAAUGUUCAUAUGUUUAAAACUUGCAAAAUAUAAUGCGAUGCAAAAAUGAGUUCAGACUCUACUAAAAUAGGCAAAUGAGGGAACUGCUAAUCAUUACGAUGACACUAAAUAAUGAUACUCAUUUUUACUGUAAAUAAAAAACCCAGAUAGCUAGCUAACAGGCUAUUAUCUUUGACAUUUUAUUUUUGCAUUAUUAUGCAGAAGACAAAAAAUGGAGCAUUUUGGCAAACAUCCAGUGUGACUUUUAAAUAGCAUUCAAAUAGAAAUACGUUCAACUAUGUGUUAAAAUAGUGCAGGAGAGCAUUAGGAAUAUUAUACUGUAAACAAAAGAAAUAUAACAAAAGAAGUUAUGACAUUAUAUUAAAUUUCAUUACAUUUACAUUAUAAGUACAAAUAAAUGAUCCAUUCACUGAGUGCUUUUCACAUUAAGUGUCCACUUGAAAGCUGAAAGGCAGCCUGUUUCAUGUUGUAAAUGGGUAUCUGAAUGAACACAUGCUUAAUUAUUCUUAAUUAAAAUUAUUGUUUUAAAAUACAAAUCGAUGAUCAGUGUGAGUACUUUAUAAAUAGUCCCAGGUAAAUAUUCUACACUGAACUUGUUUACAAAGUGAAAAAUGAACAUUUUUGAGCUGCUCAGAAUUUGACUUGAAUCUUCAGACUUUUAAAAGUUAAAUGUGUGUUUGAGUUAAAAAAUAAAAUAAAAAAAGAAUCAGGGCUGUGGGUUUGUAGAGCGUUUUCCAGGUCUCAGUUUAUAUUGUAUGUUUUAAAAAUGAUCUAUUAAUAAAAGUAAACAACAGCAUAAUAAUAUAACUUGAUUUAAAGUGAAUACAGACCUUUUGUAAGAGGUUUGUGUAAAAAUUUAAAAAGAGAUUAUCCAGGUUACAUUGCCUUACAAAAUGUGGACUCAUCUCUCUCAUAUUCACUAAGCCGACAACACACCAUUUACACCACACUAAAAUCAGUUAAGAAUCAUUUGUAAGAAAGAAUCAAUCAGCAUUGAUUGAUAAUGCUGUCUGUUGAAGAAGCUUCUUAUCCAUUUUCCACUAUUUGUAAUGAUUUAUAUAAUGAUUUAUCCAUCCAAUCAAUAUCUAUCCCAUUGUUUCAAGCCUUGGGUUGGUUCAACAUUUCGUUUGCUGGAAUCAAACGCACCUACACCUACAAACUAACCAAUUCAACAGCGUUCACUCGGGAGACAUUUGACAUUUGAAAUGCCAAAGUAAUAACGCAGGUUUAAUGGGAAGGGAUGCAGUUCAUUGAGGAUGUGACAAACACAGUCGAAUCUCUAUUCCUUCAUGUCAGAAGGGCAAAACAAAGCGAUUGUCCAAUUGUAGUGUGUUGGUGUACUCUCCUCUAAUUGUGCUCUGUACAUAUGCAUUGACCAACUUUGUUAAUACAGCAUGUCUAUAACUUGAUGUACAUAGAAGCAUGUUUUAAAGAUAGAACAUAAUUAUAUUGUGUAUAUGUGUGGCAUUUGUCAUUUUGAUAAUAAAAUGUAGGGGAAAAAUCUACUGACUGCACAUUUUAAUAAAUUCCCCAGAAUGGGUGUAGGAAUGAAUGUAAAUCUUUAGCUAAAGAAAUAGAUCCUUCAGGUUUCCUUUUAUUUAUUGUGUGUAUAUGAGAAGUUUUGUUUUAUAUAAAAAUAUGUUCUUAUUGUGCUUUAUUUCUAUUGUCUAGUCAAUAUUUAUCAUGUGUGUAUUUGUUUAGUCUUUUUGUCUUUUUUUUUCCGUUCAUGGCUACAACAUUCUGCUCUUACUUCCAUUCAGGGGUUUUGUGUGUGUGGUAUAAAAGCCCAGUCAGAAGCCAUAUGUGUCGACCCUUUUCCACAAAACCUUGUAAUUCUAGGACAAUAAUCUGCACCUCAAUGGCAAACACAACAGUUUACACUCUUUCUACAUCACGUAGACUAGAAUAUGUAAAAGAAAAAGUCAAAAAAGGAACUUAAAAGGUGUAGUAACGCUUUAUUUUCAUAAACGGUUGAGAAGCAGGACUCAUUUCAUGCUAUUUAAUUCAUGCACAAACAUUGUUAGACUUAGAAUAUUAGUGUGUUAGUGGUAAACUGUUUACACCAGUGUAAUCCAGUACAGAUUGAUUUGAUGUUUUACAUUAAUCAGUACACAAGUGCUUGCAAAAGAUAGGAUUACAAAACAGUUACAAUUCUAGUGAUCAACAUGUACCAGUGGCAUGAUUUUCUUAUGCAAUGUGUCUGUGGUGGUGUAUGCCUGCGUCUGAGUGUGUGUGUAAACAAGUAUUUACAUUAAUCAAUGUUUAAAAAUUUCAUGGGUGUGAUUUGCCAGACGUCUAAAAGACAUUAAUGAAGGUCUUAUUCUCAAUAAGGAAAAUACUAUAUUAAAUGAUAUGAAAAGAAAAAAUGCCUUCAGUGUAAUGUAAUGUGUGAUCUUUUAUUUAUUUAUUUUCCUAGCGUGCAGUUCAUUUCUUCACUGGGGCUGCACAAUAUGGACAAAUAAGCAUUGUGAUUUAAUUGCUACAUUGCUCUUGUAGGAUUUGGAAUUGUUCAAGCCUCUAGUGCAUCUUAAAAAUAGCUAGCAUUAAAUUUUGGAGCAUAAUAGUUUUGAAGCAUUUUUCUUUUUUAAAUAUCAUGGUUGUUCAAAAACAUAUAUCAAAAACAUGGCACAAACAGCAAAACACAACUGUAUUUCUCCACUGAAAUCCAGUACAUUAACCAUGAUGAGUCACCUAAAGAAUGACCUGCAUUCAUUAAAUCAAUCAAAUUAUUUAAUUUUUAUCAGUGCCAGUUUGUGAUUGAUCAACAUAUCCAUAACAUCAUGUUUGGGUGUUUUUCAGAAUGCCCCUUUGUAUAUAGCAGUAUUUUAUGGUUAGUUCGGCCAAGGUCAAUAUUGCAAUAAUUAUUAACAAACGAUAUACUGUGCAGCCCUAGCCAAGACAUGUAGUAGAUUAACCAUGUUUGGGCCUUUGUUGUGUUUAAAAUGAGGACAUUUAAUGUCUGGCAAUAUGGGGGAAAAGCUGUGACUAGCCUACUGUGAACAAGUAUUUUCUAUUUUUGCUUUCCUAUAUUUCCCUGUCUUUGGAAUUGUGCUUACAUCAGAAAUCUAGCAACAAAUCAGCACCCCACCCAUCCUUUAUGUAUUUUGAUGUCAUCAGAAGUUUGUUCUGUCUGCUUUAAAAAAAAAAAAAAAGUGUGCUUUUUGGUCAUGUCAGGCUGCUCUGGACUUUUGUGCUGCUGCUUAGGAUGAAUAGGACCAAUGCCGAGACAACUAUAUGUGUGUUUUUGUGUGACCGUGAUUUAAAGCUGCAGGGGUUCUUUCCCCUCCUGCUAAUCAUACAACAAAAUCCCAGUCUUCCCUGGGACACUGGACGCCAGCUUUCUGGCCCCUUGCCCAUGAUGAGACAUUUAAUUCUACCACCUGUCAGACACAUUAAUUGCAAACACCUUGCUACACAGUUGACAUCACUUACUAACGUGAUCUAACAAUCUGUUUCUGUGUGCUCAUUUCACCGUGAGUCCAUGUAAAGACAUUUCCAAAGACCUGCUCGUUCUCUUCCAUUUUGUCUCGUGUAGAGGUAUCUGUAUCAGUGAUUCCUUCUGUGGAUGCUUUGGCAUGCUUUUAACUUCCCAUACAGAUGAUGCCAUUUAUCAAUGGAAGAUAAGCCUUUGCUACUCCUGUAGCUUAUUGUCAUUCUGUAAACCAAUAAUGUCACUCAUUUAAGAGAUACCAGCCACUAAAAAAGUCUACAUGCAGAUUCAUUCAUUGAUUAUUGACUAGCUAAUCACAUAAAAUAAAGCCUUUUAAAUAUUA
Trichomycterus rosablanca is the source of this 6647-nucleotide messenger RNA. RefSeq names its product synaptotagmin-2 (gene syt2b). The transcript has 9 exons. NCBI's taxonomy places the organism in Eukaryota, Metazoa, Chordata, Actinopteri, Siluriformes, Trichomycteridae. Gene Ontology annotation, biological process: synaptic vesicle endocytosis; cellular response to calcium ion; regulation of calcium ion-dependent exocytosis. The coding region runs from base 319 to 1632 and encodes 437 amino acids. The record is from RefSeq and is a predicted model, not a curated record. Gene Ontology annotation, cellular component: axon; synaptic vesicle membrane; plasma membrane. Gene Ontology annotation, molecular function: clathrin binding; syntaxin binding; phosphatidylserine binding.